Molecule: messenger RNA, 1341 nt
Organism: Saccharomycopsis crataegensis
Lineage: Eukaryota; Fungi; Ascomycota; Saccharomycetes; Ascoideales; Saccharomycopsidaceae
Product: DUF3112 domain-containing protein
Exons: 1
Coding region: 1-1341 (446 amino acids)
Source: RefSeq, a predicted model, not a curated record
AUGUCGUUUUUCUCUCCAGCAACCAUCACUGCUUUGAUUCAAAGCCAAACCGACAAUGCUGCCAUCGGCACUGGGUUGAUUCCUUUAUUAAAAAUGACCAAGGAAAAGUAUGGUACCGUCCCAGCUUACUUGGAAAAGGCCGUCCAAGCCAUCUUGCCUGCUACUUUUGGUGGCUACCCAACCUCGGCUGACAUUGCCCCAAGUGCAGUGUUCCUCGCAGUGUUUAUCGUCUUGACCGCCGGCCACUGUUAUGUGUUUGCCAAAAACUGGUCCAGAGGCCAUCGUUUUUACGUGUCGCUCGCCGUCAUCCUUUACGGGUUCAUGAACUGGAUUGGUUACGCCCUUAGAAUCUCUUGGGCCCAGAAUAUGCAAAGAGUCCAUACCGGGUUGGCCAGUACCGUGUUGCUUUUGUGUAGUACCGUGUUGUUGGCCGGGACUAACUUGGUGUUGGCCCAAAGAAUUUACACUUGGAGACACCCAAAGAUUGGAUCUUCCAAGGUUUUCGAAUACGGAAUGUACUUUAUUUACUUCCUUGUCCUUGGAACCAUCAUCAUGGGGGUUGUCUCUGGGGUUGUCCCAUACUUGUACUUUUUAAGUGAAGAACGUUUCAACAUGUGCAAGAAGGUUGCCAGAGCUGCUGGUUUGUUGACCGUCCUUUACUCUUUUGGCGCGGUUGGUUUGUUGAUUUUGGCAUUUGUCCAUCCUCCAAAACAAAAGGACCCUAACUUUGCCGUUUACCAACCAUGGUGGAUCCAAUCUUUUGGUAUUUGCUACUUUGUUCCAAAAGGUUCUGCCAAGAUUGCCAGAGACACUUUUGUCGAAAGACCAGACCACCACAAGAAGGCUGUCAGAGUCAUUGCCAGUACCACCCAACAUUACACCACCGUUGAAGAAAUCAAGACUUUGGAAGAAGAAGCUGCCCCAAGCUUGCACCACAACUGGAGUAUUUUGAUUAUUUGCUUGACCACCGUGUUGUUGUUGAUUUCUUCUUGUUUCAGAUGCGCUUCUCUUUUCAUUGACAAGCAAGUGUAUGAACAAACCUUUAUUUUCAAGCCAGUGGUUUUGUACUGUACCCACGGGCUUUUGGAAUUCUUGGUUUUGGUUUUGUACUUGGUUACCAGAAUCGAUCUUAGAUUUUACAAGCCAGACCAUUUAAAAAUGGGUGCUACUACCGUUGCCACCACUUCUGACGAUACCAACAACUCCAACAACUCUUCUUAUGAAAAAGAAGUCGAUGCUGUUUCAACCAACAGACCAACCGAAGCCGCUGUUUCUGAAGCCCCAGCUGCUGCUGAAGAAGAAGUCAACAAGGUUGGAACUCCAGUUGAAGAAAAGGCUUAA